Messenger RNA from Plasmopara halstedii, 354 nucleotides. RefSeq lists its product as uncharacterized. The record is from RefSeq and is a predicted model, not a curated record. Bases 1 to 354 code for a protein of 117 amino acids. NCBI's taxonomy places the organism in Eukaryota, Oomycota, Peronosporomycetes, Peronosporales, Peronosporaceae. The transcript has a single exon.
AUGCUACAGGAACACCCGGCGGACUGUGUCGAGGAGCUUACAGUCCUAGCUCGAGCACAGUCCUCAACUGCUACACCAUCGACUGUAUUUAAUUCGGAAAUGACGAAAGUUAAAGUGGAGACUGCAUCAGAGCUCCACGAAGUUAAGCGGGCGCUAAAUAAUCUCCAUGACGUGCUCAGUUUUUAUCUGUCGGUGGACCACCGUGAUAUGAACAAACUCACGGUUUUCUGCAACUCUCUUCUGCAGCACGACGGGUUGAACAGACUACGGGCCUUCGAGGCAUCGCGAGACCAAGAUGUGCGGGCACUUUCUAACUCUAUCAUUGAAAAAGCAGUGCCUGCUAUAUGGCACUAA